Staurois parvus is the source of this 317-nucleotide messenger RNA. The record is from the annotation of a GenBank genome assembly. NCBI's taxonomy places the organism in Eukaryota, Metazoa, Chordata, Amphibia, Anura, Ranidae.
CCGAAGGAGGGAGGGGAGCAGGCGCCCGGCACACAGAAGAGCCGCAUUAGACUGGUAAAGAGCCGCAUGUGGCUCGCGAGCCGCGGCUUGCCGACACUGGCCUAGGCGAUCGGAAGCAGGUUGUCCUACCCCCCUCUCUCCCCGUAGUCUUCUGGGACACAUGACAGGUCCCAGAAGACUACAGGGCCAUUCACAAAGCGCAGCACUUCUUGCCCAUGCGCAAUGGGCACCCGGCUGUGAAGCCACAAGCUAUGCCGGCAAGACAGCCAGUGAAACCAGCUGUGGUGAGGAUACCGCUGGACCAUGGGACAGGUAAG